This is a messenger RNA of Amphiprion ocellaris (clown anemonefish), 6073 nucleotides long. It is a transcript of the gene runx1, whose product is annotated as RUNX family transcription factor 1. The record is from RefSeq and is a predicted model, not a curated record. The transcript has 8 exons. Gene Ontology annotation, biological process: regulation of transcription by RNA polymerase II; regulation of cell differentiation; neuron differentiation. Gene Ontology annotation, cellular component: nucleus. Bases 541 to 1992 code for a protein of 483 amino acids. NCBI's taxonomy places the organism in Eukaryota, Metazoa, Chordata, Actinopteri, Pomacentridae. Gene Ontology annotation, molecular function: RNA polymerase II cis-regulatory region sequence-specific DNA binding; DNA-binding transcription factor activity, RNA polymerase II-specific; ATP binding.
GAUGGCCAUUCAUCUGGAGGGGAAGGGAGAGGGACGGAGCUGAGGAGCAGAGAGAGCGCAGCGCAUUUACUUUUGAACGUCAAUAUUCAGCCUGAAACACAAUCAGCGCGGACUUUCUUUUCCUCCUUCUUCCCUUUUUCUCCACUUCCUUCCAUUUUUAACAUGCCUGGAGGCUUGAUUCGAGUUUCGCGGAGACACACGGAGCAUUGAAUGCUUUCCAAAAUCCACCUGAACUUCUGUCCGUGUAGUUUCUCAUUCAUCCAGGUCACCUGAACUUCUAUUCUGCUUGGAAAACGCAAGAAAAACGCACUGAAGUGUGAGGAGAUCUGCUUUGGAGAGCGUUUUGGCUCACUUUUACGCACAGAGACUGACAUCCGGACCGGAUAGCGCACCGAAGCUGCGCAAAUAAGUCUGCAAGCUGCCGGCAACUACAUCCAAAGAAACCAAUCUUGUGUCUUGCGCAGCGAAUAAGAAGAAUUCCGGAGGUUUAAAGUGAAGAUCGGGGGAGUUGAGGUUCUGUGGACGCACCGUGGCGCACAAAUGGUGUUUCUGUGGGACGCGAAAUACGACCCAGCCCCUGGCCGGCGCUACACUCCCCCCUCCACCACUCUCGCCUCGGGGGGGAAGAUGGCCGAGGCCCUGCCCCUGGGAGCCCAGGAGGCCGGUGGAGGGGCAGCUCUGGUGGGCAAACUGCGAAUGGCUGACCGCGGCAUGGUGGAGGUGAUCUCAGAUCAUCCAGGCGAGCUGGUGAAGACGGACAGCCCCAACUUCCUGUGCUCUGUGCUGCCGACUCACUGGAGGUGUAACAAGACUCUGCCCAUCGCUUUUAAGGUGGUUGCCCUGGGCGACAUCCCCGAUGGCACCUUGGUAACAGUGAUGGCCGGAAACGACGAGAACUACUCCGCGGAGCUUCGCAACGCCACGGCUGCCAUUAAGAACCAAGUGGCCCGAUUCAAUGACCUGCGCUUCGUCGGCCGCAGUGGAAGAGGAAAGAGCUUCACGCUGACCAUCACAGUGUUCACCAACCCUCCUCAGGUGGCGACGUACCAGAGAGCCAUUAAAAUCACAGUGGAUGGUCCCAGAGAGCCACGACGUCACCGUCAGAAGAUGGACGAGGUCAAACCGGGCUCCCUGGCAUUCUCCGAGCGGCUAACAGAGCUGGAACAGCUGAGAAGGAGCUCCAUGAGGGUGACGCCUCCUCACCACCAUCACCACCAACCCUCAGCCAACAGCCGCCAAUCUGCCGCACUCAACUCCGCCACCUUCUCCAACCCCACGCACACUCAGAUCGCUGCUGACUCCAGACAGAUGCAGACGUCUCCAUCUUGGUCCUACGAUCAAUCAUAUCCCUACCUUGGCCAGAUAACCACGCCCACCGUCCACACAGCCAAUCCUUUAUCGCCUGGUCGCUCCUCGCUCAGUGAUCUGUCAUCUCGACUCACAGGUCCUGACCUCACAGCCUUCGGUGACCCCAGGGUGACCUUAGAACGGCCUUUCAGCUCCCUCCCUUCCCUGCCCGACUCCCGCUUCUCCGACCCCCGGGUGCACUACCCUCCCACAGCGGCCGCCUUCACCUACACACCCUCCCACAACCCCGUCUCCAAUGGCGCCCUUGGCAUCACCAUGGCGACAGCCAUGGCAACCACCCCUGCAGGGCGGUACCACACCUACCUGCCUCCACCCUACCCUGCAAACACCCCACACCAAGCUCAGAAUGGGCCCUUCCAGUCCACCUCGUCACCGUAUCACCUCUACUACUCCACCGCCGCCGGCUCAUACCAGUUCUCCAUGAUGGCCGGUGGAGGAGGCACCAAUGACUCGCGCUCACCCCCACGAAUCCUGCCGCCGUGCACCAACGCCUCCACAGGCUCUUCACUGCUGCACCCCUCUUUGCCCAAUCAGAGUGACGGGGUGGGAGUGGAGGUGGAGUCUAGCCACAGUAGCUCCCCAACAAACAUGGCUGCUGCUGAAGCAGUCUGGAGACCUUACUGAACCCUCCCAGGUGGUAAAGGACAAAGGGUGUGCUCAGUCAGGGUGGUCAUCUGAUGGUGGACACUGGCCAGGGUGGAUCAAACUGACAUCAUUGAACACAGUGAAAACUUUCCAUCCCUUAAUGACUUGUCAACUGAUAAUUUGGAUAUUUCUCCUAUUGCCUGUAAAUCCCAUGAAACGUCCACCAAACCAGACCAAAGACCAACCAAAAAAUAUUGUGUAAGUUUAUCUCUCAGUACUUUUUGCUUUCGGUGCCAAGUCUGUUUGUUUCUCGAAAGACAUAAAUCUUUGAAAACACUUCAUUUGAAAGAAAAAGCAAGUGGAAAACUUUAGUAAUUUCCUACUACAAUUGAUCAAAAAGUUACAAGACUGUACCAAUACAAAUCAAAAACCGCAUGCGAUAUAUAUAUAUUUGACUGCCAUUCCCAUCAAAGAAGCCUACUUGUGCGGUGAAAUAGUGUGUUCAGUUCCGCUAAAAGUUCUGUUUUGGAGACAUCUCAAGCACCAUCUGCAAUGAGGGCUGAAUUUCGUGAACGGUGUCAAAGCGGCGAAUCUCGGGGUUGAAUGUCAUUUUAGAGUAGAUGGAAAAGUCACAGGAAACCAAAUGUGAUUUGUAGACCAGAUCAUAAGGGAUGAUUAUGUUGUUGUUGCCAAAAAAAAUGUGCAUAACAGUUCAGGUCGCUUUACAUUGAAUGUUCACCCUCAGUAGAGCUUUAAUCCAACCACUGGAGAUGAAUUCCUGGUGCACAACCAUGUGAGAUUUAAUAAACACCAUUAACAUGUCCUUGGUGCCCUCCUGACCCGAAGCGAAAACUGUUGUUUCUUCUGUUGAUGGUAGUCAGAGACCCACUGCUCCUUGACAUGAAGGUUAGUGGUAAAAACAUCUUCCACAGAUCACCAACAGUCUGGAAACUUUUUGAUCAACCCUUGUACUUUAAGGUGCCACCCAAUAGUUGUGGGAAACUGCAACUUACGAGCAAUGAAUUGUUUGGUUUGUAAUUCUUGGAAAACCUCCACCCAACACUGUACAUCAUCACUUGACCAGGAGCCAGAUGAGCACACCCAGUUUAAAACUGUCUACUGACAAACAAUGUUGGUCAAUGAAAGGCAUUCAGAAUGACUGACAGGUGCGUCGGCCAACAGACAGCAGCGAGUGGACCGUCUCAUCGGAUUAUAUCGGCCUGACAUCCCACUCAGGACUGAGAACAGGACUCCAGAGAGGAGCUUCCAUGAAAUGAAGGACCUGAACGGACAUAAAUAGACAGAAGCAGGGUAACAUUUUGGUUUUACACUGACAAAGUGCAUGCUGCAGCACUGGACUGAUCUCAGUUCAGCAUCCUUUGUUUAAAUAUCAGGACUUGUCCCAACAUAAAUGUUGUUGUGAAUAGAUGAUUUGCUCAUGCCAAAUGUUGUGAUGGCCUGUUUGUGUUUACCGUCCAUUUUUUUUAAUGCAUCAUUCAUCGUUUUUUUCUCCAUAAUGCUUUUAACAUUCUGCUCUUAUUGCUAACAUUUUUAGAAAGAAAAAACAAAAAAACACCUCAUCUUCUUCUGAAAAUCAGAAAACGUGUUCACUUACUAUAGGUUUUUCCUGGCCCCCAAAGUCAGUUUAACCCUCGUGUCAUCCUGCGGGUCAAAAUUGACCCGUUUUAAAGUUUGAAAAUGUGGGAAAAAAUAGAUUUUCACAGUGAAACUUCUGAUGUCCACAUUUUCAACAUUUUUGGGAAAUCUGUGAACAUUUUUGGGGGGAAAAAAAGAAAUGUUAAAAAUGUUUCUUUAAGAACAGUCACAUAAAAAUCAACCAAAAUCCAGCGAUUUUCACUGGAUUUUGGUUGAUUUUUAUGUGAAUGUUCUUCAAGAAAAUAUUAGAAGUUUUACUGAUACAUAUAUAAUCACUUUAGAUAUUUUUAGGAUUUUUUUGGGAAUAUUUUUACUCAUUUUUUGAAAAUAUUUACAAGAAUUUUCUUGCCAAAUUUGGGGGAUUAUUUUAAAAUAAAACUUUUCAGGGAAACUUUUAAGGAAUUAUUGGAAUUUUCUUCCUAAAGGUUUUGCAAAUUUUCAGAAAUUUGGGGAUUUUUUUUUGCUGAAUUUUUUGGAGUUUUUUCAGACAAGGAAACAACAUUUUUUGGUGUCCGUAAAUGAAGACAACGGGAGGGUUAAAUAGACUACCAUUUGGACACUGAAGAAAUUGCUGCGUUAUCAUCAAGAUCAAGGUCUGACUUGUGUUUUCAGACAGAAUAUUGGUUUUGGAAUGAAACAACUACAACUGAGUCACCGUCCUCCAUCAGCAGCUUUUAUCAAAGCCGAUCUAUUCCGUCCUCCAACACCCUCCUGUCUGUUGAAUUUUUGACUCAUUGCCUCGCCACACUGAAAAACCCUUACAGCAUGGAGUUUUUGUAAAGUACUUUAAUUUAUUUCUACAAUACCUUUUUUGGUAGCAUUUAAUGUCUGUCUCUGUCCGGGUGCGAUGAGUGUGUGUGUGUGUGUGUGUGUGUGUGUGUGUGUGUGUGUGAGAAAGAGAGUGUGUGUCACAUUUACCCAUGAUCCACUGAUGAUUUGUACUGUAUAUAGCAAUGGCUGUAAAUGACACCGCAUUUGAUCAUGUUUUCAUCACUCCUUCCUUCCUCCCCUCCUCCCUCUCUCCCUCUCUCACACACACUCACACACACACACACACAAUGGUUUGUUUUGACAUUGUUGGUAGUGCACAUUUGGUUUUGAUUUAUAUAAAUAUUCUUGUGUAAAAAAUACAGCUGGUUUAGUCGCUUGCCUUUCAAUCUGUCCAAAAAUGUCACAAAAACGUCAUAGUUUAGUAUGUCAUCCAAAAUGUCACAAAAACGUCAUAGUUUAGUAUCAAUCAAUCAAACCUUUAUUAGUCAUUGCACACUUUCAUAUACAAUGAAAUUUCAUUUGAGCUGCCCUGCCAAUGACAGCUCCGGCUGCUGCGCAGUGCUGCACGCACCUUUCUUGAGGAAAAAAGAAAAAGACAUGUUGGGAUCUGGGUAGGGAUAGCAGAGGGUAAAUGAAAAAAAAGGCUCGUUGUACCAAAUGAAACCUCCAAUGUUGGGAAAUUCAAUUUGAGAAGGAACCUAAAAAAAAUAAAUAAUAACGUCGUGAAAAAUGUGACAAAAAUGUCAUAGUUUAGUAUGUCGUCCAAAAUGUGACAAAAACGUCAUAGUUUAGUAUGUCAUACAAAAUGUCACUUUUUGGAUGACAUACUAAACUAUGAUAUUUUUGUCACAUUGUGGAUGACAUACUAAACUAUGACUUCUUUUCAAAUUUUGGACGACAUACUAAACUAUGACGUUUUGAUCAUAUUUUGGACAAGAUACUGAACUAUGACGUUUUUGUGACUUUUUGGACGACAUACUAAACUAUGACGUUUUUGUGACUUUUUGGACGACAUACUAAACUAUGACGUUUUUGUGACUUUUUGGACGACAUACUAAACUAUGACGUUUUUGUGACUUUUUGAACGACAUACUAAACUUCAUCGGGUAGUUAAACAAAAAACAUCAAAGAACAGUCUUUCAACGUUAUUUAUUCUGUGCAUCUUUUCAUUUUUCUUCAGUAAAGUCCUCAGACAUACAGCUCAGCACACCAAAAGCUAAAGACCUCAUAAAACAAACAAAAUCUCAGAAUUCCUGCAUCUGAACCACCACUGACAUCACAGUAGCUUCAGUUUUCUGUAAUUUCACUCACACAUUCUAGAGUUUUUCCUGUUUGGGACUGAAUCCGCAGUUGAUGUAUUUGGAUUUUGUGAGUCAUUGAUAGAUCAUCUGUUGAUUAGCAGACAUGGAGUCACAAAAAUGUAUCAAGUGUAAAUUAAAGUUCUAUAUCAGAGUUGUAAUCAAAGUUUUAGUUCUCUCCAUGCUCUGUUUAGCAAACCAAAAAACCAAAACUUUGUUUCUGUGGUUUCUCUGUCCUUCAUACAGCUUUAAAAGUUUACAGUGCAGUUGGUGUUAACUGAAUUAUAUAUAAUAUUGUAUUUGGUUAACCUUAAUCUCUAAAUUACUCAAGUGCUUUUGAAUAAGUACAUUUUUCCUAUUUCUUUAAAAUUAAAACCAGUGUUUUCCAAGAGAGA